AUGGCGAGCGGAUGGAGUCUUUUCGUCGGCCUGAUUGUCAUCGUGGCUCUCUGUCUAGCUGCGUGGUUCUUUAGCCCCAAGGGCGAAAACCAGACUGUCUGGCGCAGCACACUUAUCCUCUCUAUCGUAUCUUGUUAUUUGAUGUGGGCAAUCGUCUUCAUGGCCCAGCUACACCCCCUUAUCGCGCCCAAGAGAGCGGAUAUGCGGCCUGACCGGGUACCAGAGUAA
Molecule: messenger RNA, 228 nt
Organism: Penicillium cataractarum
Lineage: Eukaryota; Fungi; Ascomycota; Eurotiomycetes; Eurotiales; Aspergillaceae
Product: H(+)-transporting V0 sector ATPase subunit e
Exons: 4
Coding region: 1-228 (75 amino acids)
Biological process (GO): proton transmembrane transport; vacuolar acidification
Cellular component (GO): vacuolar proton-transporting V-type ATPase, V0 domain
Molecular function (GO): proton-transporting ATPase activity, rotational mechanism
Source: RefSeq, a predicted model, not a curated record